CCAACAAUGUUGCUUGCAGCAGUUUUCCUGUUCAUGGCAUCAGCGGUUUCUACAGAAACAGUCACAACCUGUUCUCACGCUGAUAGUCCCCAUCAUCUGGAAUGUGAGAAUGGAGUGAUCAAUGUGAAGUCCGUUUUUUUUGGACGUAACGACAGAGUCACCUGCAGUGAAGGCAUCCAUCCACAACACUUAAGCAACACAGAGUGCUCUCAGAUCGGAACUGGGAAUUUUGUGAAAGACAGGUGCAACGGUAGGAAGGCGUGUGAGAUUAGCAUAAAUGACAUUUAUCAUCCUGAUCCCUGCUAUGGAAUUCACAAAUAUCUACAAACCAACUUCACCUGUGUUCCUGCAGUUCACCUCAUUGCAUGUGAGCACUCUUAUGCACAUUUGACCUGCGGUCAAGGGGAGGUUAUAUUUGUCUUGGGUGCCAACUAUGGCCGUCAAGAUACGACCGUCUGCUAUGCCAGCCGACCUCCCAACCAGGUUCAAAAUGUCUACUGCUCCAACCCCACCCAGAUAGUCGCUCAGAGGUGUAGUUGGGAAAGAAACUGCACCAUCUAUUCAAGCAACUUCAUAUUUGGAGACCCCUGUCCUGGGACAUUCAAGUAUCUGGAGCUGUCUUAUGUUUGUCUCAAUCCUCAUUCUGAGUAAUGCUGGUCCUCUUCUAUCCCUACAAGUGACAAUCAUUUAUUUAGCUGAACUUUUAUACCAUAUUUGUGAAGUACAAUGCUAAUAUAAUGGGAUGAGUUGGAUACACCAAAAAAUCUUUGUUUUUCUUGCUUAAAUUUGGGGGAGGUUUCACUUAGUUGAUUUGUUCAUUUAAAAUGUUUUUCUUUCCUUUUUGCAAAGAUAUUGCAGUAAGAAAAAGUUGGAAAAUGAUGGCUUAAUUAUUCAUACAUCAAUUUUGGUCCUCUAAACACAUUGGAAUCGUGUUUUCUGUCAUAAAAAAGGUUUAUAAAUGAAAGUUUGACACUAGACAAAAGCUCAAAAUUUUUCUAACAAUUUUAUACGUAGUGGGUUUCAAUACAUUUUUUUAUAAUGUAAUACAAAUAAAAAAUACAAUGAAAAUGUCAGAGGACCAACACAAAUGUUGGUUCCUUGAAUACCUUAUUUGCAAACUGUGUGACAGCAGGACAAUCAAAACUCUUUGCUGCUUCAAAACCUCAUUGGAACUUGAAUCAGACGAUCCAUUUCAUGACUUUAUGA
Messenger RNA from Oryzias melastigma (Indian medaka), 1206 nucleotides. RefSeq names its product L-rhamnose-binding lectin SML. Gene Ontology annotation, molecular function: carbohydrate binding. NCBI's taxonomy places the organism in Eukaryota, Metazoa, Chordata, Actinopteri, Beloniformes, Adrianichthyidae. The coding region runs from base 7 to 651 and encodes 214 amino acids. The record is from RefSeq and is a predicted model, not a curated record. The transcript has 9 exons.